GCAAUACAUAGCGAAAAGCCGCACCAAAGGAUAUUAUUGCCAUUUUUGACUACAGCGAAACAAGAAGACAGAAGUGGCCAGUUAAGGAUAGCGCAGUUUCAAAUCUCGACCCGUUCGUAAAAAACGCAGUACCUUUUGGAACGAAAGGGACCUCGGGCUAGUUUUAUCCCGCACACUGGCAGUAGUGCAGGACUACACGAGGAGUCCCCCGGUAGCUGCCGACCGUCUUGCUCACAGUAGUGGUCGUGUGCCUUGCUGUAGUAAAAGUAGAUCGCGGCCGAAUUUUCGCAGUGAAAAAGCACAGGCUGCCAGAGCUGCUACGAGUCACGACAACCUGCCAGAGCAGCAACGGGUGUCGUGUGUAGUUCAAGCAACGGUAAUCAAUCUUCCUAAGACGACGACCUCGAACAGCAGGGUGCGGCUCGUAGUUGCCUUUGUUGGCAAUAAUUGCAAGCCACAGCAGGAUAGACCGAGACGCCGUCCUGUCCAGCAACAGUAUAGAAACUUGAAAAUUUCAAACUAGUACGUCCGUGACGUAGUCGCUUUCCGUCCCCUUCCAGCGCGGCGAUUCCAUCAAGCGAACAGACCCUCAGUCGUGCUGUUCUUCUCACGUCUCACAACGAACUACAAACGGAGGAAUAAGUAAUCAAGAGCCCGGUGGCAGGAUCUGUCGGGCCGCACGUCGUGGCACAACUGCAGACAGAUCGCCAGCGACCAGUGCGUCUUCUAUCUUCUUCGGCUGCGAAGACUUCUGUGAUUUCCUACACUACAAAGAAAACUUCUCUACCCUCGAUCUCGAAUCAACGUCGUGCACAAGUCUUCGCCUCCUUGCGCAGAAGCGCCCUCUGGAACAACUACACGGACUAGUAAGAAAAAGAAAAACAUCCCGGACGAACAGCACUGCAGCUGCUGGUUGCUACGAUUAUAGUUUGUAAUCGACCGUUGCGAAAAAAACAUCGAAAAUGAUCGACCACGCACGCGUUGCGGAGCUCAAAUCCAUGGUGGAAUAUGCUGAGGAAAAUCGGUUCUUUUCGCCCUGAAUUUGAUCUCUUGCGCAUUCGUUCUAGAAAGAUGAAGAAAGAAGUGCAAGCUGUCUGUGUCUUUCUCUUUGCCCAAUAUCGUGAUGCAUUUUUACUAGCAUCGGAGAUGGAGAUGGGCGGCAAAUCCGAUUUUGCAUGGCAUAACAUGGAGGCGGAAAGGAAGGCGGAGGAGCUGAUCAUGGAAAAUGAGAUGCUCGCGGAUUACUUGCUUAGAAACGAGGCCUCGGUCUCCGGUACCACACCAACAUCAGGGAAAAAAACAGGGAAAGCACCGAAAGUGUACAUAGUUUUUAUACUGUUGUUGCAUUUAGGUCACUGAUGUGUUUUCUCGACGUGAUGCCCUUUGCUCCUCAUGCGUGGUAGUUCUGAUAGAUUGGCAAACGCCCCGAGCAGAUUCGUGAUUAGAAGCAGGCAAAAUAUUUAUAUUACCCGAAAAAAUUAUCAAAAUAAUCCAGAUCGACACUCACCCUCGACGAGAAAUACCGAAUUGCCAAUGGCGAGGUAGAGACGCUAAACAAGGAUAUCGACCAGACGAAGAAGGCAUCGGAUCAGAAUUUAGGUAUACUAUAGUCUGUUUCCGUGCAGUCAUUCGUAUGCUGCUUUAGUUCUUCGAUGCACGACGAAGAUGUGCUUGCGUUUCCUGCUGGCUUCCUUUGCAUAGCAUGGUAAGUCUGCAGUGGAUGACGACGAGGUAUAUUGAUCAUGAAAGCAAAAAAAAAAUCAGAUGUCUUGAAAGCCCUGAUGGAGGAAACCGACAUAAGAAUAGCAGAAGUCAAGCGCGACGCCUACGAAUUUAGAAGGGACAUAGUGCUGGGGGCAGAAAAUCCAAGGACAGGGAAGACCAUGGCCGAGAAGGUAUUAGUUCCGAUUCGAAAGGUUUCGUGUGCAAUAAAACAAAUGCAUCUAUGUUCAGAUGCAAUACCGAGUAGUCCUACAGACAUGCACUAACUAGCACAUCAGACACGUCAUGAAUACAACAAUGUUUUUACCCGCCAUUAGUGCAAUGCAUAAACACGACGAUGAUAUUGAAACACUUGGUAGAGCGUCGAAAUAAAAAACCGGUCCACUUUUUUAGCAAAAAAAACAACUUGAAAUGAGGUUCUGAAGUACCUCGAAGACAAGCUGACCGGAAAGGACAUGCUGAUUAACAAACUUUUGAUGAAGAAUCAAGCCCUGAAACAAGGCAUAAAAAAAGCCGAGCAAGCCUUGAAAUCCAAGGAAGAAGGGGGUGACGAUCUGCAGUACAUCGACUUCCACCAACUGCAAAUCGAAAAUCAGCAGUUCGUGCUGCGAAUAGAGGAGACCAACCACGAACUGAUUCAGUUGAAGCGAACCUACGGGAGGACGGUAUGGAUUGGUUCUUGGAUCAUGUUGAUUCAGUAAAUUCUUCUCGAACUUCCACUACUACAAAGAAACAUGCCUUGUUCUCGCUCCCUCUAUGGAACAUGAAAGAAGUCUUAGUACCAUCAACGUCGCGACAGUACACGAAUUUGCUCAGGUAAAAAUGCUGAACAAUAUGAAGAAGCGCUUGACGCAACUGCAGUCAGAAGCAAGCUUUUUCCAGGACGAAACAAAGGAGCAGCGGGCGAUGCUGGCAAAGUCCGAGCUAGAUAUUUCCCGAGCGUCGGAAGAGGACGAAAGGCAUAAGAGAGACAACAGGAGAUUGCGGGUAACAAUUAGUGGUAGAUUCGUUGACAUUCUAUCUUCAAGCGUGCUUGUCACGCUUGCUUGUCAAGCGUGCUUGUCACGCUUGAUCAAACCAAAGGAUCCAUGAACCAACACCUGACGCGGCCGUUUUACUGUGUGCAAAUUCAUCCUGGGUCCACCGAUGAAGUAUUUCUAGGCUACAAGAAAAACACAAACGAUGGUCAGGCCCCCUCAAGGAUGAAAAAUUUCUUGUCUCCACCCUAUGUAUCAGUAUCUAUGAUAAAACAGGCCGGCCUUAAGAAGAGUCAGGGGCUCGGUGAUAUGCCGCAAAUUCUCGACUACGUAAACCAGAAGGCCGAUGAGGUCGAGGUGAUUAGCCAGCACAAGAAUUUGCAGAAGAAGCUCGAGCUUGCAACAGUCGCCUGGAAGAAAGCGAAAACGGUGGCGAGACAGCACAAUCUGCAAAUCUAGGCGUAGGCGAUGUUUUUGAUAAACUACACGACUCGCCAAGGUCGCAAAGUAGAGGAGAGGAGAGCCUUACAACUCUUCGACCUGUUAAACAUUUCCUGCAAAAAGGGAAAUAAAGCAGUCUUACGACGCCUGUACACAGAUACAGCUUCGAAAAGCAGAGAAAAGAUGAACACUCAACUCUCGACAAAAUUUACUCGACCAAAGAAAUUCCAAAAACUCAAAUUACACUCAAACUUUACAAAAAAGCUGACGCUGUUAGCUAGUCUCCGCGUCUGUUGCUUAGUUCAUCCAGAUCCAAAAUUGAACUUGUACAAAAAUUAUGUGUGUCUGCUGGUGUACGUGUAGUUGCCACAAGAACUGGAAGCUCCGUGGGACGCAGGAACCACUGGCAGAUACAAAGAUGCCGCAAGGCUUCUCAAGCGGGUCGAAAAUUAGAGAAACGAAGGGAACUGCGACAAGAAAAAAGCGCUACUAGCGUGGUAAUCAUGUCGCAAUUGUACAAAGAAAACUAAUAUUCCCGAAAAAUAGAAAAGCUGCC
This is a messenger RNA of Amoebophrya sp. A120, 3696 nucleotides long. The record is from the annotation of a GenBank genome assembly. NCBI's taxonomy places the organism in Eukaryota, Dinophyceae, Syndiniales, Amoebophryaceae.